Molecule: messenger RNA, 2457 nt
Organism: Podarcis raffonei (Aeolian wall lizard)
Lineage: Eukaryota; Metazoa; Chordata; Lepidosauria; Squamata; Lacertidae
Exons: 2
Coding region: 1169-2113 (314 amino acids)
Source: RefSeq, a predicted model, not a curated record
UAGAGCUGAAGGGUCUAACCCACUGGAGGACACAGAGGUGUAAGCGGGAAAGUGUGCAGGUUGGGUUUAAAUACGUGUUUUGGCCAUUGUCUUUAUUCAACCCCAAAUGCACAGACAUUUUGAUCAACUGCAAUUCGCCUCUCAUGGUGGAGAUUUAAUUUAAUUUGCACUGUGGUAAGAUGUCUCCCCUUUUUAUUAUGGUCACUCCUAUCCCACGGCCCCUCUGGAAUUCCAAGCAGCCUGUUAAACUUGUGGAACUCCCUGCUGCUAGAUUCCCCCUGCCCUCACAGGCAGAGCCCGAUUUAGGUUUGAUGUGGCCCUCAGCUCCUGAAGGGAAUGGGGCCCUUGAUGUGUCCAACUGUCCUUUGCCAAUGACAAAUCGUUGCUGUUUUUGGUGUUGAAUAUAUGCUAGAUGGUAAUUGAUGGACCUCAUAGGUAUCUGAAGCCAUUUGCCCAUGUUGCCCUGCAACCAGUCCAUGCAGAAUGUAGGCACCCUAUAUAUAGAAAGGAGCAAAGCAGGGAUAUUUUAGGGAGUAGGCAAGCAGGCGGAGCCCAUGACUUACAUCAUAGGAGCCUACAAAAUACAAAAUAAUAAUAAUAAAAUAAAAUUUUAUUUAUAUCCCGCCCUCCCCAGCUGAAGCCGGGCUCAGAGCGGUUGGUGUAUGUAGGUUUUAUUUUAUUUGUUUUUUAUCUUCUGUUUUGGAAAUGUACAUCCAGGUUUUUUCCUCCCUUUAAAUUUUUUUGGGGCCCCCAAGAGAAUGGGGCCCUAAGCUAGAGCUUGUUUAGCUUAUAUGUAAAUCCAGCACUGCUCACAGGGCUCCAAAGAACCCAGGCGUCCGGGUGGCGUAGGCGCUGGACUUGAGACCUAGGAGGGAGGCUGCGGCGCCACCUGGAGGCCGAAGCGAAGCAGCGCCGCUGGAGCGCAAGGGGCGGCACCUGGACCUUGCCAGGUGAGGGUCUCUCCCCGGCCAAUGAGAGGGCCUGCUUCCCGACCAGCCCACCAAUGGGCGCGGAGCUGGCCCCCGCCGCUGCUGGGAACGCCGAUCUCCGGGGAUCGCCGGGGAUCAGAAGCCAGAAACGUGCCGCGUUUUCUAUUGGCGAUUCCGCAGCUCCGCAAAGGCUCCGCUCGGCAGCCCCGGCCAGGUGAGCGGCCCCGGCCAGGGAGACCAUGGCGCCCAGCAGCUUGAGAUGCCAGCGCCUCGAGCCGGACGGGGCUUCUGCCAGGAGCCAGCGCCGCUGCUGCCGCAUCCCAGACCACAAGCGCUGCUCUUUCCUGCGCGCGGCACAGGGGAAAUACGCCACGCUGAUCACGCCCUACGUGAGAGACUUGCACAAGAGCGUCCUCCUCAAGAACACCAUCCUGCACCUCCAAGACCCCGGCCGAGGGAGCCAGGAAACGGGCCUCGGGCUGGCAGCACCCCAGGGUGCCCCACCUUGGCAAGAGACAAGCCAGGGUCCCCCAGCAGAGAGCGAAGGCGCAGUGUCUCUGCCAGCGCAGCCAGCAGAAGAGCCUCUGAGUGCUGUGGGCAAUGGCCAGGUGAGAGCAGCUGACAUGGGCAUCAGCAUGUGGGCACUGCCUGCCUUCUCCAGCCCCUGCCAAGAUGCAGGACAAGUGGCCAGUGAAGACAGCCUGCCUGACCCGCUCCUGGAUUCCUUUCUCUGCACUGCUGGUGAAGUCCUGUAUUUUUGGGAGAGUCUGCAGCAACAGGAAUGUGGCAGUGGCCCCUGCCCGUCUCUGGCUGGCCCCAGAACCGAUUCCCCCUGGCCCUCUGAAAGUGCAGCUGCCAGCCCAGGGCAGGAGGCUGGUUCCUGGGGUACCCUCUGCCCUGAGGAGCAGCCCCGUGACCCCUCGUUUGACAGCUUUGAGGUCUUGGCCUCCAGCUACGCGAGCGACAUCCCUGCAGAUGAUUUCUUUGCAGACAUCGACAUGUCAGAGUUUGAGAGCGUUCUGUUGGGUUCGCCGAGCAACGGGCAGCCCACAGUUAUCGACAUGGCAGGCCAGGCUGCUGCUGAGAUUGCCCCCCAGGCUGAAGCACCCCCUCUUCCCGGUCAGGAUGCAAGCAGCAGGAUGGGGAGCCUCGACCAUUACGUGGAGCUCCUUCUGCGCUCCUGAAAUGCUCCACUCCGGAUCCCUUGGAUUUCAAGGUUCUGCCGUCAUUAAAGUUUACAGGUCAAUUGACCAUGACUUGCCAAAGAAAAGGGACCGUGGGUUUUGCAGGACUAAAUCAACCAGCUUUAAACCUUGCAAUACCGGCAUUUUUCAUUCUACUUGAAAGGGUGCAAACAAGUGACUAAACUCUCAUUUGCUGCAAGUGCAAUAAAUCCUGUCUAUUAGAGUAGUGGAAAUGUUUGUCAUUGGCUCUGGGAAUGUCCUCAGCACCCCCAGGCCUGAGAGUUAACUCUUUAUGGACAAAGUGUGCCCUUUCAGCAGGUCUGAGCCCUGCGAGGUGGUAGCAG